Messenger RNA from Paraphaeosphaeria sporulosa, 723 nucleotides. RefSeq lists its product as uncharacterized. The transcript has 2 exons. The record is from RefSeq and is a predicted model, not a curated record. Bases 1 to 723 code for a protein of 240 amino acids. Lineage: Eukaryota; Fungi; Ascomycota; Dothideomycetes; Pleosporales; Didymosphaeriaceae.
AUGGGCGCCUCUCCCUCCACCUUGCGCGUCCUCGCGCCCCUGUCCUUCGCCUACGACUUCGCGGCCCAGCAAUACGGCAUGUUCAGCUCGCCCAACAUGCUCGACGUGCACAACGCCAACCCGGCGGCCUUCUCCCCGCAGCCCUACUUCAUCGGCGGCUUCUUCUUCCCGCAGCAGCUGUUCCAGCUCGCGUGGCUGUGGAAGUUGUGUCGCGGGGAGGGCGACGCGAAGGAGCGGCGCGAGAUGGAGGGCCUGGUGUGGCCGUACGUGGUCGGGAACGUGUGCAUUGGGACGUGGAUGUUCUUCUGGAACGCAAACGACCUCGCCACCUCGAACAUCUUCGUCACCAUCAACACCCUCACGCAGCUCGCAUACAUGAUGACGGCGCUGCCGCCCCUCCGCCCAAAGUCCACGCCCUCGCUCCUCACGCACAUCGUCGCCAAGACGUUCGCUGGGAUCGGCGUACUCGACCUCUUGCACAACACGUCCGCCGCGUACUACAGGGGCGUGCCGCCGAGCGAUCUGGUCAAGGUUGCUACGGGCCUGGGGUUCGCGGCGGCGGCGAGCGCGAGUGAUUGGAUUUUUGGGGGGUGCUUGGUAGAAUGCAUUGAUCCUGGUACUGACUCGGCUGACUUUGUUAGGGAAGGCGCGGGGGCGGAGGAAGAAGACGGUGAUGAGGAUGAAGGUGAAGACAAAGUGGGCCGGAGGGAGGAACAGGUCUGA